This is a messenger RNA of Prunus dulcis (almond), 608 nucleotides long. RefSeq lists its product as uncharacterized. The coding region runs from base 110 to 478 and encodes 122 amino acids. The transcript has 4 exons. The record is from RefSeq and is a predicted model, not a curated record. Lineage: Eukaryota; Viridiplantae; Streptophyta; Magnoliopsida; Rosales; Rosaceae.
AUUCCUUUUUGCCAACUCUUCAUCUACUUUGCAUUGGAAAUUAUUUGAGCACUGUGUGAAUCUAGACACACUUUCAAGCUAUUCGUGGGCAAGAGCUGUUUCAGCCUACAUGAAUGAAUCCUUGACCGCAAAAGCAAAAGCAAAAGCAAAAGCAAAGAAGGGAGGAGAAGCCUCUAUAGGAGCUGUUUCGGGUUGCACUAUCCUAAUAUUGUUUCUACUGUGUGAGAGGACAAACAUCAUACAACCAAUCCUUGGCAAGGAGAAAGAAACUCCUGCCAUUCUUAAAUGGAGUCUUGUGGAACUCCACACAAGAUUCAACCAAAUAAAGGACUUGAAUGACAUCGAGGGUAUUUUCAAAACUCCUAAAAAGCGAAAAACUACCAGGGAAGAGGAAGACACUGUUGAGAAGGGUAUUUUGAAAACAUAUAAAAAGAGAAAAACUACCGGAGAAGAGGGAGACCCUCUUGACAAGGUAUAAGAAUCUCUAAACAGUGAAUUAUGCAUUUCGGUUUUCGUUUCCUCCAAUGCAAUGCAGUUUCUAAUUAGUUUCUGUUCAAUAUGCAGGAAAAAGAAAAAGAAGAUGAUGAGGGACAACAAGGAGAAGAAGA